Molecule: messenger RNA, 1960 nt
Organism: Alternaria alternata
Lineage: Eukaryota; Fungi; Ascomycota; Dothideomycetes; Pleosporales; Pleosporaceae
Product: Clavaminate synthase-like protein
Exons: 1
Coding region: 339-1841 (500 amino acids)
Biological process (GO): carnitine biosynthetic process
Cellular component (GO): mitochondrion
Molecular function (GO): oxidoreductase activity
Source: RefSeq, a predicted model, not a curated record
CAACCUGUCGCUGGGAGCCCUAUCAACUACGUCAGCCUGCGCCUGCCUGCCUGCCACGUCGCGAAACAGUGAAGAUAGACAAGCUCCUACCUCAUGCUUCAGCUGUGCGACACCCUCAGACAUGCGCCCAGCGCGUCAAGCGAUACACGUGCUAUUUUCGCGCGCGUUAUUAGAUGCCAACUGCCGAUUAUCGGUACGACGCCUUUAAUUGCAAACGUGCCGGGCAAAGGGUGGGUAGAGACCUCGGUUUACGGGUUGAUUGUUUCCACCAAGCUCCCUGAUUCUGAAAAGCAAGCCACCCCGCCCAACUUCGUCACUGAAAACAGCUGCGUCCGACCAUGUCUUCGACCGUUACCACCAAGUUACCGCUACGAAGUCUGAGAUUGCAGGUUACGGCUUCCUCUCGCACGACUACAUUCGCUGCUCAGAGACGGCGCUUCUUCUUCAAUUCCUUUUGGCGAUCACCUAAGCCGGCCGAGCAUGCUGAUUGGAGCCCCGCUACUCAUGGUCCCUUCCGGCCAACCAAACGCCAGGAACAGCUACAGCAAGAACAAGACUCGAGACUGUCAAAAGAGCAAGAAUCUCUCAUUCAGAAUGACCCGAGCAUCGGUCAACUCGACGGUGGCCCAGCAAAGAAGAUCGCUGUGAAUAUCGAUGGAGAUUCCAAGGUCUUCGACGCUGUAUUUCUCCGUGACAGCUGCACAUGUACACAAUGCAUGGACCCUGACAGCAAGAACAAGCGCUUCCAGACCUCAGAUAUUCCUGAACAUCUCGAGGGCAGCUGCAAGACAGUCGUUGACGAGGACAAGGGGACAUGUAUCGAGCUCUCGUGGAAGACAGAUGUCAAAGGCUUUGGUCCGGAGCAUCGCACACGGCACUCUAUCGACUGGCUACGGCGUGCGUUCAACACUGAAAUCGAGUUGCGUGGUGGAGUACGACACGAUGACAGAGUGUUCUGGGACAACAAAAGGAUCGUAAAAGACAACAAAUGGAUUGACUAUGACAGCUACAUGUCCCAAGACGAAACACUCUUCGAAGCACUCACUCACCUCAACAGAUACGGUCUUCUCUUCAUUAAAAACGUGCCAGAAUCCGAGGAAUCCGUAGUCUCACUUGCCUCCCGUGUCGGUACACUCAAAGACACAUUCUAUGGCCGUACAUGGGACGUUCGCUCAAAGCCCAAAGCCGAGAACAUAGCUUACACUCCCGAUUACCUCGGUCUCCACAUGGAUCUCCUCUAUACAUCCAACCCGCCUCACCUGCAAUUCCUGCACUUCCUCCGAGCCCGCACACCAGGCGGUGAAUCCUUCUUCUCCGACUCUUUCGCCGCAGCACACCAACUGCGCCAACAGUCCGAAGGCCACUUCAGAACCCUAUGUACCUUCCCCGUGACAUACCAUUACCACCACCCAACGUACCACUACCACUUCACACGACCGGUGAUUGAGACAUUCUCCUACCCCAACUACAGUGAUCCCACCAAUCUCGCCAUUCGCCGUAUAAAUUGGUCUCCACCUUUCCAGGCCCCAUUCGAGGCACGUAUCGGCAGCGGCAAUUCUACAUCGCUUCGCUCAUUCAUUGCUGCUUCGCAUGCAUACGAGAAACUACUCAGUGCUGAAGAGAAUCUGUACGAGUACAGGUUGAAUGAGGGUGAAUGUGUUAUCUUCGAUAACAGGAGGGUGUUGCAUGCUAGGAAGGCUUUCGAUGCUUCAAAGGGUGAGCGGUGGCUCAAGGGCGCGUAUGUUGAUGACGAUGUCUUCUUCAGCAAAUUGAGGGUGCUCGAGGAGAAGUUUGAGGGCAAAUGGGUCGCUGAGGGUGUAGUUCGACAUGCUGUAAAAUAGAGGACGGAAGUGUAUGUCGCAUACCAUGGAUAUGACUUGGCUUCAGAACUCGACUUUACCAUAUACAUAGGUAGCGGUCGAUAUCAGUGAGAACACCUGCUCUCAAUGUAAAUUUUCGG